AUGGUUUACCAUCAAUCUGCUGAAGAGCACAACUCAAUCAAGGAAAGAAAAUCAGAUCGUCGACACUACACCACGAACACGCGGAUAAUUAUGAAUCUUCUCGUAUACCUUGGUCACGGUGGUCCUCCAGUUCUCAAUUCUAUUCAAAACCUUGCGGUGGUCCAUCGAAAGUUCUAUAGGCUGUGUCUUCCUAAGUUAUGGCAGAAAGUCGCAUUUCCAACUUCCCUGCCUGCUCCUAUAUCACUCUGGACGGGCGAUUUACUCUUGAAACACGGAAACUUAGUAAAGUCUGCUCAAUUUGACUUAGAAUAUGUAGCUCUUCAUCAGCAUCCUCACGAGUUUUCAGAAACCGAAAUGAGUCUUUUGGAUAAUACAUCGCUGCUUCAUGUUAGCAAUUUCAGAUUCAAGAUUGGACUGUUGAACAUUGCGAAGAUCUUCAAAGUCUGUCCCUCUCUAGAAUCAGUAUCGAUUUCUCUUCAGCCAAGUGGACGAACAUCUGAAUGGGUGUCUGCUCUUGCAGUUCGCUUGAGAAGCCCGUUUCAGCUUCUCCCACAACUCGAACAUUUACAAUUGAAGGACCAUAGAUACCAAGGUCUUUCAGGCAACUUUAUAAUUGAUAUCAUCAAAGAAUUACCAUCUCUCAUUUCCUUGGAAUUAUCCCGCUUUAAAUUUUUCCGAAAAGAAUCUGUAGAAGAAUCUUUUGGAUGGAAUCUAGCGCAGCUCAAGAAGCUUCGCAAACUUAGUCUUGAGUGCAUCAGUUGCGAGGAUCAAACUUGGACCUUGAAUUCUUGGCCCGAACCGCUCACAAAUCUUGAAAUUAGAUGUUGUGAGGGCAUGACACCUGAAAUGGCACAUCGAUUACUCAGCGAUCAUUAUGAAAUCAUCAAUCUACUUGUAAGCUUUGAAGACUGUAGAAGUCUAGAAGUCCUUGAAUAUCAUGGUGAUAUGUAUGAUGAUCAAUGGAACUCGCUGAAGAAUCUAUUAUCUCGACGUACUUGGCCUAAGCUCGUGGUUUUAGAUCUUUGUUACUCAAGUCUCUAUGAUGGAAAUGGACGAUGGCUAGGCAAGCAGGAAGUGGAAGAAUUAUUCAAACCGUUCAACAUCCAGCUAUUAAUGAAAAAGAAUUAA
Molecule: messenger RNA, 1128 nt
Organism: Melampsora larici-populina 98AG31
Lineage: Eukaryota; Fungi; Basidiomycota; Pucciniomycetes; Pucciniales; Melampsoraceae
Exons: 3
Coding region: 1-1128 (375 amino acids)
Source: RefSeq, a predicted model, not a curated record